UUUAUUCAUUUGUCGGACACUGUGAUUUCAAGGUCUACAUUUUAUCGUGCAAGUUCACUUUUAAUCAAACCAACAACCGUUUAACAAAAGUUAGUGGUGUGCAUUAUGACUGAAUGUUCAUCCUGGUCCUUUCUUGCCACAGCAGUUUUACUCUGACGCCACGCUUGCUUUCACUGCACUUUCACUUUUCCCUCAUCCGUCUUUGGCAUCGAGUCCAGAACACCGUUGGCGGCGUAUCCACGCUCACGCCCCCUUCAGGCUCGAUUUCUCAAGAGGAAGGACGGAUCUGCCACUGUCUUUCCUUCACAUUCAAUGCUUUCUUCCCCCACCGCCCCCUCUUUCAAGCCGCCCGUCUGAGAGCAGAGAUCUACACAGCAGCUGUGGGACGCCUGGAGUUGAGCGCAGGGGUCAACGACUCGCAGCUAUUCAACUCGAACGCCGCAGCUCGGAGAGAAAGAGUGGAAUUCCUUCAGCCGUUGAGGAAACAUGCUGUGUUUUUCUCUCAACGCUCUUUCGCUUUCAUUUCUUGCCUGCUCCACCGUUGCAGAACAAGCAGGCAGGGUAGUUGUGGAGUUGCUAAACAGUGAACCUCUACCCCUUCACCCCCAGAGCCAUGCAUAGCAAGAACCAGAGGAGACACGGCUCGCCCAGUAGCUCCAGAGCCCCGCUGGUUCCCGUCAAGGCAAAGAUGCCGGUGGGUCACGUUGAAGUUGAGGCUUUGCCCUUCCGGGUUCCUCGUGACUAUCCUCACUCUCGCUUUAACAAGGCACCGCUGGCUGUGUAUCCACCUAAGGGAGCCCGAGCCAAAGCUUGUGUGUCCUUACCUGUGGUGAGUCUGGAAAAGAUGCCAUGUUUCAACAGACCGGAGGGCGUGCACAUCAAAGUCAACUCCGCAUCUCCCUCCGCGGGAUCUUCUCUGGCUUUCUCUUCUUCGUCUUCCUCUCCGUCGUCCACUUCUCUCAAGUCCUCCUUGACACCACCAGCAUCUCACAAGAACCAGGAAAAGCUUCUGAACGGACGAGGCCCGGUGACUCCUCACGCGACCACGCCUCCGUCAUUGAUUGACGGACGACCCAGCCCCUCACGCUCGCCGAUGGAGAAACGGCCCGCCCCUUCAGCCUCCAUAUCGCCAUCCUUACUGGACAGGAGACUUUUAGCCCCUCCCUCUCCCCCAGAAAGGAAGCAUCAGAAUGGAGCUAAGGGUGCGAAGCACAGAAGAGUUUCAGGGAGAAUCUUUGAUCCUAAUAAACACUGUGGAGUUUUGGACCCAGAGACAAAGCGGCCGUGCACUCGAUCGUUAACCUGUAAGACUCACUCUCUUACCCAUCGCCGAGCGGUCCAGGGGCGGAAAACAGCAUUUGACAUUUUGCUUGCCGAGCAUAAAGGACGGGCGAAAGAGAAAGAGCCGGUGCAAAAAAAGGAAGUUCAAUCAGUACAAGUGACACAAUCACACGACACUGCACCCAGCCUGUCUGCAGGCUGUACCAAUGGCAAGACCACACCCACUCUCAAACUGAGGCUGCCCAGUGCUCACACAAACAGAGUAUCUGGUAAUGGAGGUGCUGUGACUCUCAGCUCUGCUCCCGCUGCUGCUCCUGAACCUCCACCCAGCUGGCAGAAGAUCGGUGGAGACGUGCGGUUGUCCAGUGACGAGGGAGAGAUCGACCCUCACGAGGAGACCGAGAAACCACUGUGCCACUAUACACCGCACCACCCGCGACCCUUGAGUUGCUGUGCGUUCAGCAGUCGUUUGAUGGGUAGAGGUCACUAUGUGUUUGACCGACGGUGGGAUCGGGUGAGACUGGCACUGCACUGCAUGGUGGAGAAACACGUCAACUCACUUAUGUGGAGGAAAGUCCCUCUAGUGGUGGAGAGUAUGACAGGCCCGACUGAAGCGUCCCCACUCGGCUCUUCGUUCCUGCCCAACCACACGCUCACGGCCGCUAUGGACGGAGUAUCCAUGGCCUCAUACUCCACCUCUUACUCCCACAACGGCGCCGGGGUGUUCUGCAUCAGGGACCGGGAGCCCGGCCCCAAAAUGCAGCGGACUAAACCGGCCAAAGCUUCGGGGGAAGGCCCAGGACCCAAAAAGCGGAAGCCACCUUCCAUAUCCGAGUCAGGGGCUGCCCGGAAAGGUGGGAACAGCUACAAUCUACCGCACAUCAGUAACGGCGCGGCAGCCCUAAGCGCCAGGUCCAAACCUCGACCCGGACAGAGCGAGGACAGGUACGGCGGGGCAGAGUUCAUAGGAGUUCACGGAGGCGUCUCGUCACACAGCUCACUGACAUACGGCUUCUCUGACGACCGGAAACGGAAAGGUCCCGGACCGAGCGCUGACUGUGACCAACCCAGCAAAACAUCCAAAUCGGCGGUCUUGGAUGCCAUCUUCAGGAAAAGCGGCCUGCUGUCGUCAGUUGCUGAUGCGUCUCACAGCGCCCCCUCCAAACAGCCCAAGGUACCUCACUGAUGCUGUGGACUGUUUGAGGGUCUCUGUGAAUCUGGAGAUCAUGAUGUCUGGAGAUCAGCACUAAGACUUAGCACUGUGUCUGUCCUGCCUUCAUCCCCACAGCUGCCUCUCCUCAUUCUGGUUGAGUUUUAUCGUUUGCUUUUCAGUUCAUAAAGCGCUUCUUUAAUUUUUAAAGGAUUAGACUCAUCAUUACCUUUGAAAGACAAUAUUUCACAAACUUCAGUUUCACGUGGAUUCAGAUUUUGUUUUGUAAUAGCCAACGUAAGAAACAUGUUUUCGACAUAGCGACAGAUGGAUGGAGUUUAAUUUUAUUUGCAUUCGAAUGAGGAUUCUGUUCAGAGCAAGCUGGACAGACGUAAUAUCUCUGGAGGAGGAAAACCCUUUGUCAAUAUCAAGUGCACUUAAUUCAUGCCUGAACUACACAACAGGAGAAAGAGUUUUAACUAAGGGAAAAUUUUACAGAGACGCUUGUAUUUUUCUAAAAUGAAUGAAUUCAGGUUUUUGAAUACUUUGUUUUAUUCGUGGAAUCCAGAAGUCAAGAGUGUAAAGUGACUUGCUUACCGUCAUGAAUUUUGUAUAAUAAUUUAUCGUUCUUUAUUAAUUUUCUAACUGACCGGAUUAGUGCUUCACAUGUUAAGCAGAAUUAUAUUUGCAUUGCCAUUUUGAAAGUUGAAAGUAUUAUAUUGGAGACCCUAUUGUUGGAAAUGUAUGUACAUAUCUUUUAUUAUAUAUAUAUUUUUUUGUAUUUAUUGUUAGUGUCUCUUAGAGGUCAACAACAUUUUUUGUGGUUGUAUCUUCCUUUAGUCAUAUGUGUCAUUAUCAGAAACUUAAAGGAAAACACCACAGUUUUUCAAUAUUUUACUAUGUUCUAACGUCAACUUAGUCAAAUUAAUACAUACCUAUUUUUUUCAAUG
Messenger RNA from Paramisgurnus dabryanus, 3381 nucleotides. RefSeq names its product ataxin 7-like 1 (gene atxn7l1). The record is from RefSeq and is a predicted model, not a curated record. Lineage: Eukaryota; Metazoa; Chordata; Actinopteri; Cypriniformes; Cobitidae.